AUGCAGAACGAGUUCCGGGAGCUCUGGAGCGUGCUGCAGUCCCACCUGCCCCCAUCCCUCGGGUUUAAAUCCCUACUCCCCUUCUUUUCUCCCCUUCUUUCUCCCCUUCUUUCUCCCCUUCUUUCUCCCCUUCUUCCUCCCCUUCUUUCUCCCCUCCCUCCCUCAGUGUGCGGAUCGCAUCAACACUGCUCGUCGCUAUGGCCUCUCAGGCACAGUCAUGCAGAACGAGUUCCGGGAGCUGUGGAGCGUUCUUCAAUGGGUGCGGCGGGGCUAUCUGGGCUCUCUGAAAGAGAUAUCUUUUCUUCUAUUUUCUUUCCCCUUCCCAACCUCCCACCUCAGGGUCAGCGCAAGGGGGCUCCCCAGCCUCUGGUGGCUCGGGCGCAGGCUCGGCAGGCAGAGCUGGUUCGGGCGCUGGCUCGGGUGCUGCUUCGGCGGCACAAGGAUGACCUGCAGGGCUUGCUGAAGCUUCCAGGAAAGCGCGACAUGAUUGUGGUGUGCCCGAUGACGUCACUCCAGAGGAGGGUGUACCAGCGGUGUUUGAAACUGCCUGACUUCCAGCUCCUCUCACGAAAGGACGAGCCAUGCAGUUGUGGCGGCCCGAGGAAGCGCAGUGAGUGCCACCAUAAAGGGGACGGGGGAGAGGAGAUGGGAGGGGGAGGGGUGCUGUGGUCGUCCCUCCAUCCCGAUGGCCUCUGCUGCCCGCGCUGCCCCUUCUGCGUGCUCUUCCCCUGCCUCUCAAAGCUUCAGCAGAUCAGCAAUCAUUUGGAGCUGCUGAAGCCAAAUCCCAGGGACCCCCAGGACAAGCAGGCCAGGGAUCUCGCGUUCGCCAGGCUGGCGCUGGCCGGCGAUGCUGACCUGGCGGGCGGCGUGCGGGCGGCGAGCGAUUUGCUGACACUUGGGAGUAGCGAGCACUGUGGGAAGCUGAGGGCGUUGGAUCGGCUGCUGAAGCAGUGGUGUGGGAGCGGGGAUAAAGUGCUGCUGUUCAGCCACUCAGUCAAGGGGAAUAAAGUGCUGCUGUGCUCUGCAGCCUCUGGGUUUGCCUCUGGGUUUGCCUCUGGGUUUGCCUCUGGGUUUGCCUCUGGGUUUGCCUCUGGGUUUGCCUCUGGGUUUGCCUCUGGGUUUGCCUCUGGGUUUGCCUCUGGGUUUGCCUCUGGGUUUGCCUCUGGGUUUGCCUCUGGGUUUGCCUCUGGGUUUGCCUCUGGGUUUGCCUCUGGGUUUGCCUCUGGGUUUGCCUCUGGGUUUGCCUCUGGGUUUGCCUCUGGGUUUGCCUCUGGGUUUGCCUCUGGGUUUGCCUCUGGGUUUGCCUCUGGGUUUGCCUCUGGGUUUGCCUCUGGGUUUGCCUCUGGGUUUGCCUCUGGGUUUGCCUCUGGGUUUGCCUCUGGGUUUGCCUCUGGGUUUGCCUCUGGGUUUGCCUCUGGGUUUGCCUCUGGGUUUGCCUCUGGGUUUGCCUCUGGGUUUGCCUCUGGGUUUGCCUCUGGGUUUGCCUCUGGGUUUGCCUCUGGGUUUGCCUCUGGGUUUGCCUCUGGGUUUGCCUCUGGGUUUGCCUCUGGGUUUGCCUCUGGGUUUGCCUCUGGGUUUGCCUCUGGGUUUGCCUCUGGGUUUGCCUCUGGGUUUGCCUCUGGGUUUGCCUCUGGGUUUGCCUCUGGGUUUGCCUCUGGGUUUGCCUCUGGGUUUGCCUCUGGGUUUGCCUCUGGGUUUGCCUCUGGGUUUGCCUCUGGGUUUGCCUCUGGGUUUGCCUCUGGGUUUGCCUCUGGGUUUGCCUCUGGGUUUGCCUCUGGGUUUGCCUCUGGGUUUGCCUCUGGGUUUGCCUCUGGGUUUGCCUCUGGGUUUGCCUCUGGGUUUGCCUCUGGGUUUGCCUCUGGGUUUGCCUCUGGGUUUGCCUCUGGGUUUGCCUCUGGGUUUGCCUCUGGGUUUGCCUCUGGGUUUGCCUCUGGGUUUGCCUCUGGGUUUGCCUCUGGGUUUGCCUCUGGGUUUGCCUCUGGGUUUGCCUCUGGGUUUGCCUCUGGGUUUGCCUCUGGGUUUGCCUCUGGGUUUGCCUCUGGGUUUGCCUCUGGGUUUGCCUCUGGGUUUGCCUCUGGGUUUGCCUCUGGGUUUGCCUCUGGGUUUGCCUCUGGGUUUGCCUCUGGGUUUGCCUCUGGGUUUGCCUCUGGGUUUGCCUCUGGGUUUGCCUCUGGGUUUGCCUCUGGGUUUGCCUCUGGGUUUGCCUCUGGGUUUGCCUCUGGGUUUGCCUCUGGGUUUGCCUCUGGGUUUGCCUCUGGGUUUGCCUCUGGGUUUGCCUCUGGGUUUGCCUCUGGGUUUGCCUCUGGGUUUGCCUCUGGGUUUGCCUCUGGGUUUGCCUCUGGGUUUGCCUCUGGGUUUGCCUCUGGGUUUGCCUCUGGGUUUGCCUCUGGGUUUGCCUCUGGGUUUGCCUCUGGGUUUGCCUCUGGGUUUGCCUCUGGGUUUGCCUCUGGGUUUGCCUCUGGGUUUGCCUCUGGGUUUGCCUCUGGGUUUGCCUCUGGGUUUGCCUCUGGGUUUGCCUCUGGGUUUGCCUCUGGGUUUGCCUCUGGGUUUGCCUCUGGGUUUGCCUCUGGGUUUGCCUCUGGGUUUGCCUCUGGGUUUGCCUCUGGGUUUGCCUCUGGGUUUGCCUCUGGGUUUGCCUCUGGGUUUGCCUCUGGGUUUGCCUCUGGGUUUGCCUCUGGGUUUGCCUCUGGGUUUGCCUCUGGGUUUGCCUCUGGGUUUGCCUCUGGGUUUGCCUCUGGGUUUGCCUCUGGGUUUGCCUCUGGGUUUGCCUCUGGGUUUGCCUCUGGGUUUGCCUCUGGGUUUGCCUCUGGGUUUGCCUCUGGGUUUGCCUCUGGGUUUGCCUCUGGGUUUGCCUCUGGGUUUGCCUCUGGGUUUGCCUCUGGGUUUGCCUCUGGGUUUGCCUCUGGGUUUGCCUCUGGGUUUGCCUCUGGGUUUGCCUCUGGGUUUGCCUCUGGGUUUGCCUCUGGGUUUGCCUCUGGGUUUGCCUCUGGGUUUGCCUCUGGGUUUGCCUCUGGGUUUGCCUCUGGGUUUGCCUCUGGGUUUGCCUCUGGGUUUGCCUCUGGGUUUGCCUCUGGGUUUGCCUCUGGGUUUGCCUCUGGGUUUGCCUCUGGGUUUGCCUCUGGGUUUGCCUCUGGGUUUGCCUCUGGGUUUGCCUCUGGGUUUGCCUCUGGGUUUGCCUCUGGGUUUGCCUCUGGGUUUGCCUCUGGGUUUGCCUCUGGGUUUGCCUCUGGGUUUGCCUCUGGGUUUGCCUCUGGGUUUGCCUCUGGGUUUGCCUCUGGGUUUGCCUCUGGGUUUGCCUCUGGGUUUGCCUCUGGGUUUGCCUCUGGGUUUGCCUCUGGGUUUGCCUCUGGGUUUGCCUCUGGGUUUGCCUCUGGGUUUGCCUCUGGGUUUGCCUCUGGGUUUGCCUCUGGGUUUGCCUCUGGGUUUGCCUCUGGGUUUGCCUCUGGGUUUGCCUCUGGGUUUGCCUCUGGGUUUGCCUCUGGGUUUGCCUCUGGGUUUGCCUCUGGGUUUGCCUCUGGGUUUGCCUCUGGGUUUGCCUCUGGGUUUGCCUCUGGGUUUGCCUCUGGGUUUGCCUCUGGGUUUGCCUCUGGGUUUGCCUCUGGGUUUGCCUCUGGGUUUGCCUCUGGGUUUGCCUCUGGGUUUGCCUCUGGGUUUGCCUCUGGGUUUGCCUCUGGGUUUGCCUCUGGGUUUGCCUCUGGGUUUGCCUCUGGGUUUGCCUCUGGGUUUGCCUCUGGGUUUGCCUCUGGGUUUGCCUCUGGGUUUGCCUCUGGGUUUGCCUCUGGGUUUGCCUCUGGGUUUGCCUCUGGGUUUGCCUCUGGGUUUGCCUCUGGGUUUGCCUCUGGGUUUGCCUCUGGGUUUGCCUCUGGGUUUGCCUCUGGGUUUGCCUCUGGGUUUGCCUCUGGGUUUGCCUCUGGGUUUGCCUCUGGGUUUGCCUCUGGGUUUGCCUCUGGGUUUGCCUCUGGGUUUGCCUCUGGGUUUGCCUCUGGGUUUGCCUCUGGGUUUGCCUCUGGGUUUGCCUCUGGGUUUGCCUCUGGGUUUGCCUCUGGGUUUGCCUCUGGGUUUGCCUCUGGGUUUGCCUCUGGGUUUGCCUCUGGGUUUGCCUCUGGGUUUGCCUCUGGGUUUGCCUCUGGGUUUGCCUCUGGGUUUGCCUCUGGGUUUGCCUCUGGGUUUGCCUCUGGGUUUGCCUCUGGGUUUGCCUCUGGGUUUGCCUCUGGGUUUGCCUCUGGGUUUGCCUCUGGGUUUGCCUCUGGGUUUGCCUCUGGGUUUGCCUCUGGGUUUGCCUCUGGGUUUGCCUCUGGGUUUGCCUCUGGGUUUGCCUCUGGGUUUGCCUCUGGGUUUGCCUCUGGGUUUGCCUCUGGGUUUGCCUCUGGGUUUGCCUCUGGGUUUGCCUCUGGGUUUGCCUCUGGGUUUGCCUCUGGGUUUGCCUCUGGGUUUGCCUCUGGGUUUGCCUCUGGGUUUGCCUCUGGGUUUGCCUCUGGGUUUGCCUCUGGGUUUGCCUCUGGGUUUGCCUCUGGGUUUGCCUCUGGGUUUGCCUCUGGGUUUGCCUCUGGGUUUGCCUCUGGGUUUGCCUCUGGGUUUGCCUCUGGGUUUGCCUCUGGGUUUGCCUCUGGGUUUGCCUCUGGGUUUGCCUCUGGGUUUGCCUCUGGGUUUGCCUCUGGGUUUGCCUCUGGGUUUGCCUCUGGGUUUGCCUCUGGGUUUGCCUCUGGGUUUGCCUCUGGGUUUGCCUCUGGGUUUGCCUCUGGGUUUGCCUCUGGGUUUGCCUCUGGGUUUGCCUCUGGGUUUGCCUCUGGGUUUGCCUCUGGGUUUGCCUCUGGGUUUGCCUCUGGGUUUGCCUCUGGGUUUGCCUCUGGGUUUGCCUCUGGGUUUGCCUCUGGGUUUGCCUCUGGGUUUGCCUCUGGGUUUGCCUCUGGGUUUGCCUCUGGGUUUGCCUCUGGGUUUGCCUCUGGGUUUGCCUCUGGGUUUGCCUCUGGGUUUGCCUCUGGGUUUGCCUCUGGGUUUGCCUCUGGGUUUGCCUCUGGGUUUGCCUCUGGGUUUGCCUCUGGGUUUGCCUCUGGGUUUGCCUCUGGGUUUGCCUCUGGGUUUGCCUCUGGGUUUGCCUCUGGGUUUGCCUCUGGGUUUGCCUCUGGGUUUGCCUCUGGGUUUGCCUCUGGGUUUGCCUCUGGGUUUGCCUCUGGGUUUGCCUCUGGGUUUGCCUCUGGGUUUGCCUCUGGGUUUGCCUCUGGGUUUGCCUCUGGGUUUGCCUCUGGGUUUGCCUCUGGGUUUGCCUCUGGGUUUGCCUCUGGGUUUGCCUCUGGGUUUGCCUCUGGGUUUGCCUCUGGGUUUGCCUCUGGGUUUGCCUCUGGGUUUGCCUCUGGGUUUGCCUCUGGGUUUGCCUCUGGGUUUGCCUCUGGGUUUGCCUCUGGGUUUGCCUCUGGGUUUGCCUCUGGGUUUGCCUCUGGGUUUGCCUCUGGGUUUGCCUCUGGGUUUGCCUCUGGGUUUGCCUCUGGGUUUGCCUCUGGGUUUGCCUCUGGGUUUGCCUCUGGGUUUGCCUCUGGGUUUGCCUCUGGGUUUGCCUCUGGGUUUGCCUCUGGGUUUGCCUCUGGGUUUGCCUCUGGGUUUGCCUCUGGGUUUGCCUCUGGGUUUGCCUCUGGGUUUGCCUCUGGGUUUGCCUCUGGGUUUGCCUCUGGGUUUGCCUCUGGGUUUGCCUCUGGGUUUGCCUCUGGGUUUGCCUCUGGGUUUGCCUCUGGGUUUGCCUCUGGGUUUGCCUCUGGGUUUGCCUCUGGGUUUGCCUCUGGGUUUGCCUCUGGGUUUGCCUCUGGGUUUGCCUCUGGGUUUGCCUCUGGGUUUGCCUCUGGGUUUGCACUCCCAGUGCGUCAAGCAUUGGCAGUUUGCCUCGCCGCCUUCUCUGCCCGCCCUCCCCCCCCUUUCAGAAUGCUGGACGUGCUUCAGAGGUUCCUAGAGGCAAGAGGGAUCUCCUUCUCUCGCCUCGACGGCUCCACCUCCACAGCAACGCGCCAGGCUCUCGUGCACGGCUUCAACUCCAGCCCUUCUAUACAGACACAGCAGGCUCCAGCAAAGGCACAGCAGGCUCUCGUGCAUGGCUUCAACUCCAGCAGGUCAGGCCCACCGUUCUCCUUUUAG
Molecule: messenger RNA, 6120 nt
Organism: Closterium sp. Yama58-4
Lineage: Eukaryota; Viridiplantae; Streptophyta; Zygnematophyceae; Desmidiales; Closteriaceae
Source: the annotation of a GenBank genome assembly